Messenger RNA from Capra hircus (goat), 2889 nucleotides. It is a transcript of the gene HOMEZ, whose product is annotated as homeobox and leucine zipper encoding. Gene Ontology annotation, cellular component: nucleus. Gene Ontology annotation, molecular function: DNA binding; DNA-binding transcription factor activity, RNA polymerase II-specific. Lineage: Eukaryota; Metazoa; Chordata; Mammalia; Artiodactyla; Bovidae. Gene Ontology annotation, biological process: regulation of transcription by RNA polymerase II. The transcript is spliced from 2 exons. The coding region runs from base 166 to 1779 and encodes 537 amino acids. The record is from RefSeq and is a predicted model, not a curated record.
CUGGAGCAGGGCUGGGCUAGACGGGCGCGCUCUCGGGGGCGGGGAGGGGGGGCAGUCCCGGUCCUGGCCUUCCGCGCGGGUGGGCUCGGAGCAGGCCGCGCCGGGCAGCAACCCCAUUCUCACCCCGGAGGCCCCCUGCCCUUUCUCCCCCUUUCCCCCCGGCCCAUGGUGCGAGGCUGGGAGCCGCCGCCCGGGCUGGACUGCGCUAUCUCUGAAGGGCACAAAUCAGAAAGCACCAUGCCUCCUAAUAAAGAGGCCAGCAGCCUUAAUAGCUCCCCUGCGGGCCUCAUCUGCCUCCCUCCAAUCUCUGAGGAACUACAGCUUGUGUGGACCCAAGCAGCCCAGACCAGUGAGCUGGACAGCAAUGAACACUUGCUCCAAACCUUCAGCUACUUCCCCUAUCCCAGUUUAGCAGACAUUGCCCUUCUUUGCCUACGCUAUGGGCUGCAGAUGGAGAAAGUCAAGACUUGGUUCAUGGCCCAGCGCCUUCGCUGUGGCAUUAGCUGGUCAUCUGAAGAAAUUGAAGAGACUCGAGCCCGAGUAGUCUACCAUCGGGACCAACUCCAUUUCAAAUCCCUUCUCUCUUUUACUCAUCAUGCAGGGCGGCCCCCAGAGGAAGUGCCUCCUUCUCCUGUGCCACCUCCGGAACAAGUUGGUCUUGGAAUAGUGCCCCUGACUCUUAGCGAGCCCACCCAGAUGAAAGGAUUGAAGGUAGAGCCUGAGGAGCCACUGAAUCACCAGAAAGCAAAGGAGACCCUGAUGGUACCUGGCAGUGGAGCAUUCCCCCAUCAAUCGCAAUUUUGGCAGGAUCAUCAAUGCAGUGGCCUCUCCAAGGAGCAGGCAGGCAGGUGUCCCGACCAGUCACACAGCCUAGGUACUGCUUCCUGGAACCAUGCCACAGCUGUCCACCAGCCCCGUGCUCGGGAUAAGCCCGAAUCCAUCUCAUUACUUGCCAGUAGUUGUAAGAAGGAGUCAGCAUCUAAUGUGACUCCUCCUUCCUCUACCUCUUUCCAGGGACUGGCUAAUGGAGCUCCUGCCACCUCUAAGUCCCUCCAGCCACUGGGCUGUGCCCCACAGCCACUGUCACCCAAUGAACAGGCACUACCCCCACAGCUGGAGCCAGCUUGGCCCCAGGGGCUAAGGCAUAACUCAGCAUCAGGUAGGGUUGGCCCUGCAGAGUAUCUUUCCCCAGACAUGCAACGCCAGCGAAAGACCAAGCGCAAAACCAAAGAGCAGUUGGCUAUCCUCAAAUCGUUUUUUCUACAGUGCCAAUGGGCACGGCGUGAGGAUUACCAUAAAUUAGAGCAGAUCACUGGUUUACCUCGGCCUGAGAUUAUUCAGUGGUUUGGUGACACACGCUAUGCCUUGAAGCAUGGGCAACUAAAAUGGUUUCGGGACAAUGCAGUACCUGGUGCCCCUAGCUUCCAGGAUCCAGCAAUUCCCACACCACCACCUUCAACCCGCUCCUUGAAUGAAUGGGCUGAGACACCACCUCUGCCAAAUCCCCCGCCCCCACCGGAUAUACGACCCUUGGAGAGGUACUGGGCAACCCACCAACAGCUCCGGGAAAGUGAUAUCCCUCAACUGAGUCAGGCAUCAAGGCUUAGCACCCAGCAGGUACUGGAUUGGUUUGACUCUCGAUUACCUGAGCCAGCUGAAGUGGUGGUCUGUCUAGAUGAAGAGGAGGAAGAGGAAGAGGAGGAACUGCCAGAAGAUGAUGAAGAAGAGGAGGAGGAGGACGAGGACGAUGAUGAUGAUGAUGUGAUCAUCCAGGACUGAGUGGGAGGCUGGGGAGGGGAGGUCUGUUACUAAAAGACAAACCAACUUAGUUAACUGUUUAAACAAAGAAACCACAUUAUUUUCUUUUUAACUUACCUUGUGGCAAAGAACUGAAAAACUUUGUGUUCUUGAGGGUGGGGGACAGGGAUAUAGUAAGGGUAGACCAGGGAGGAUGACCAUGGAGUACAAAACGAGGUGGGGAUCAGAUGGGCAGAAAUCUAGGCCUCCAGUCUCACUGAGGGGCUUGCUAUGGGUCUGGGAAAAGGCUCUUGCUCUUUUCAUAUCCCUGUUCUUUCACCUUACUAUUCUACAGAGAGGCUAGGCUUUGGCCCACGGCCAUGAAGUUCUGUAAAGGAGGAGGAAAGUUUCUAAUACGACCCCAGUCCCAGCAUUUUCCCCAAAUAUAAGGCUGCCUUGCACCUCAUUUCUCUCUGAACACAAGUUCAUGCAUAAUGCAGCUAAGAAUCUCAGUUAUGUCCCAGUCAAUCGCAAAUACUUCCUCUCCUCAUACCAGCUUGACUUUCUGUGUUUUCCUGCUGCUUUUUGAAUCUCACAGGGAGCAGAAUGUUUUCAUUUCUGAUACUGGGACCACUAUGCCUUGUACCUUUCCAAAAAUCCCCAUUCUGUUCACUGUUUGUCUCAGGGUAAAUCUUCCCCCCGGAGCUUGUGAAAAAGUUUAAUAAUUGGGUGGAGAAUAAUUUAGACUGGAUAUUUAUUGGAGGUGGGAAUUAGGGGAGAUGUCCUUUUAAAAAAGUAGAAUUAUAGAUUACAGAGGGGUAGAGGAGAGGGAAUGGUGUCUGCUGUUCGGGAGGACAGUCCAGAUAGAUUCCAGGUUUGGUUUUACAAACCUGACACUCCCUCCUGCCUAGUUUGACAGAAACUGAUUUUUUAAUCUUUUUGGUGUUGGUCUGUGUCCACAAAAGAGACUUUACCCCCUGUUUAUAAUAUCUGUCUUGAGGACAGAAGUCCUUAUGUUUUAGAGUGGUUUUCAUCAGUUGGGGUCAGAUAUAAAGAUAUCAGUGGGUUAACCAUCUAGAAAUAAAAGAGUGGAAGCCCCAAAUUGCUAGACUAAUAAUAAAAAGGCCAAAAAUAAAAUUGUUUCUCUCUCCA